UACAGGGGGAGCAGAGACACUGGAUGCUUGACACAGACACAGAUGUGGUUACUACCUGCAGCCUCACAGCGACCGCUCCUGCCCUUCCAGCUUCUGCAUGUGACUUGUCCCCACACCGCCUGCUUGGCUCUCCCUGGGCACAGGCCAGGGCGGACACUGACCUGUCUUGUUUUGCCCCUGGCUAGGUGGCGGGAGGGAGCAGCCAGCGGCAGCAAGCACGAAGGCCGAUGAGGGCUUGGAGGCCGUGCCCCCCAAGCCCAGGAGCGUGUUCCACAUCGAGUGGUCAUCCAUUCGGAGGAGGAGCAAAGUGUUUGGAAAAAGCGAACACCAGGAGAGACAGACCAAAGACCCUUCUCCCUAUCAGUACCGGAAGCCCACGGUUGAGCUGCUGGAUCUGGACACCAUGGAGGACAGCGCGGAGAUAAAGGUGGAGGCGAGCACAUCCAAGGCCUCCUGGAUUCAGAGCCACGUGGCAGCCAGCGGGAAGAGGGUUGGCAGGGCCCUCAGUUACAUCACAGGGGAGAUGAAGGAGUGCGGCGAGGGGCUGAAAGACAAAUCUCCCGUGUUCCAGUUCCUCGACUGGGUUCUCCGGGGCACGUCGCAGGUGAUGUUUGUGAACAACCCCGUCAGCGGCAUCCUCAUUGUCCUGGGCCUCUUUGUCCAGAACCCCUGGUGGGCCGUGUCAGGCUGCUUGGGCACUGUAGUGUCCACCUUGACAGCCCUCAUCCUGAGCCAGGACAGGUCUGCCAUCGCAGCGGGACUUCACGGCUACAACGGGGUGCUGGUGGGGCUACUGAUGGCCGUGUUCUCAGACAGAGGCAACUAUUACUGGUGGCUCCUGCUCCCUGUCAUCAUUAUGUCCAUGUCUUGCCCCAUCCUCUCCAGUGCCCUGGGCACCAUCCUCAGCAAGUGGGACCUCCCCGUCUUCACACUGCCCUUCAACAUAGCCGUGACCCUGUACCUGGCGGCCACCGGCCACUACAACCUCUUCUUCCCCACGACGCUGCUGCAGCCCGCCUCCUCCGUGCCCAACAUUACCUGGUCAGAGGUCCAAGUGCCCUUGCUUCUGAGAGCCAUCCCUGUUGGAAUAGGCCAGGUGUACGGCUGCGACAACCCCUGGACUGGAGGCAUCUUCCUCAUAGCUCUGUUCAUAUCAUCACCUCUUAUUUGCUUGCACGCUGCGAUUGGCUCCACCAUGGGGAUGUUAGCAGCCCUCACUAUAGCAACGCCCUUGGAGUCCAUCUACUUCGGCCUGUGUGGCUUCAACAGCACACUGGCCUGCAUCGCGAUAGGAGGCAUGUUCUACGUCCUCACCUGGCAGACCCACCUCCUGGCCGUUGCCUGCGCGCUGUUCGCGGCCUACCUGGGCGCUGCUCUGGCUAAUGUGCUGUCCGUGUUUGGACUACCACCGUGCACCUGGCCCUUCUGCCUCUCAGCACUCACCUUCCUGCUCCUGACGACCAACAACCCCGCCAUCUACAAGCUUCCACUCAGCAAAGUCACCUACCCAGAGGCCAACCGCAUCUACUACCUAUCCCAGGAGAAAAACAGAAGAGCAUCAACCAUAACAAAGUACCAGGCCUAUGAUGUCUCCUAGGCUGCCUUUUCCAAAACACUCAGCCUUCAGCAGGUUGUCCCGGUCCCCAGGCUGAAGGCCAUUCAACUUCCCUUUCUGUCUGUUUUGUGAUUUUCCCUUCAAGCAAGCAUACACCCUAGUUAUUCCCCUGCAUAGGGACAUGCAUGUAUAGUCACCAUUUAGGAACCUCUCAGGUCCAAGAUGCACAACGCUUAGCAAGGAUACAAUAGUUUAGACUCCAUACCCAUAGCUCACUGCAGAAGAGCUCCCUUGGAGGGGUUUUCCCUCUUCUGCAAAAUAAGCCAUGUCACUAAAGAGAACUCAUCAAGGAGACAGUGAUUGGUGGCAUGCACUUCCAACUCAGUCAUUUCAUGGAGCAAUGCACAGUGCCAGGGAACAUGUAUCAGCCUGGAAGGUGAUGGGGUGGUUCUGUCCCAGCUCUGCCUCUAAUGAGCUCCUGCCAUGUUGGGUGAGCACAUCCCUGCUCUCAGCCUCGACUUCUUAUUAGUUUCAUGACAGGGAGGGACUCUAUAGUCCCUCCUACCACAGAAAUGUUGAUUCUUCUCUCUCUCCCAUAAACUGACAAAAUGAGCAUGACUAUCAAAUAAUUACAGUAAAUAAUAGAUGGAGGGCUUACCUGGAGACAAGGCAGGAAAAUGUUCAUAUUCUGAGAUUUGUUCUUGGGUCAUGAGAAGAUGUUCUCCAGAUUUGGGGUUAGGAAACUAAACUCACUGGAAAUGCCAACAUGCCUUCCUUUACAUACCAGAAAUAUUUCUGGAAAUGUCAUAAGAUGAAAACCGAUCUUUUUCAACACUCAAAUCAUGUUUUAAACAAAUGUGUUUUCUUUUGUAGCAUAGA
Messenger RNA from Canis lupus familiaris (dog), 2434 nucleotides. RefSeq names its product urea transporter 2. Gene Ontology annotation, cellular component: membrane. Bases 404 to 1597 code for a protein of 397 amino acids. The record is from RefSeq and is a predicted model, not a curated record. Gene Ontology annotation, molecular function: urea transmembrane transporter activity. Gene Ontology annotation, biological process: urea transmembrane transport. The transcript has 10 exons. NCBI's taxonomy places the organism in Eukaryota, Metazoa, Chordata, Mammalia, Carnivora, Canidae.